Messenger RNA from Raphanus sativus (radish), 1304 nucleotides. Its product is annotated as FKBP12-interacting protein of 37 kDa-like. The record is from RefSeq and is a predicted model, not a curated record. Gene Ontology annotation, cellular component: nucleus. NCBI's taxonomy places the organism in Eukaryota, Viridiplantae, Streptophyta, Magnoliopsida, Brassicales, Brassicaceae. Gene Ontology annotation, biological process: regulation of alternative mRNA splicing, via spliceosome. Bases 917 to 1285 code for a protein of 122 amino acids. The transcript has 4 exons.
GAGCAAGAUUAUCGGCGUCUUUUAAGAGGUCCUUAUUGCUGACUAGGAUAAAAAAUAAAUGAAAAAUACAAAUUACCUUAACAAACGUUCCUUAACUAAGGACAAAACACAACGGUUCUUGUAAGACACGUGUCGCCUCUCUCUCUCUCUCUUUUCCUUGACGACGCCGAUGACUCCUCUCUCUCGUGAUCUCUCCCGAUGGUCUCUCCUCGAAAUCAAUCCGACGCCGCUCACCUCUCAGUUCGAAUCCGCCGGCAAAACAAGUCCCCAAUUUCGACUAUAUCGCCACCGUUUCUCAAGCCAAGCCACAGGCCGCAACAAUCGUCGCCAACGAUUUCCGUCACCGUUUCUCUCUGUUAUACUAUCUCUGCCACCAUGAACAUAUCAUCUUUUUUUUCUUAUAUAUGUAUUAUACCAGCAAGUCUUUCGCAAAUAUUUUUCGUCAGAUUUGUUUGCUAGUUCGGAUGGAAGAAUUUUUUUUUUGUAACUGACGGAUGGAAGAAUUAUGUAUUGAGUCAUUCUUUUAUUGUUUCCCUAUUACUAAUUCUCUAUUGUUUGAUCAAUCUGUAAAUCAGAUGAGCUCAGUUUUAAUACAUUUUAGAUAAUAUAUGUAUUGUUGGAGCAAUGAAUGAAGCCAGAUGAAAGUUAAAUUGAUGUAUAUGUUUGGGGGAAUGAGGCGAGAGUGGUUCACUUUCAGAUAAGUUCAGAUAAUAUAUGUAUUGUAUUGUAAGCUUUUGGCGUGUUCUCAAAUCAGAAGUGCAUAAUGAAUAUGCUUACGAUUCUCUCUCUCUCGGAGGCUCCUCGACGAAACGGAAAUGGACCGUUUUGUUUGCUCUCUCUGUGAUUAUUGAAUUUGAGAAAGUGUUGCAGCUGUUGCACUUGCACGAAAGUGGAUGAAGAAGGUGUUGCAGCUGCGAUGAUUUUGUCACUCACUGAGAGUCUUCAGAGCUGUAAAGAUGAGAUUGCUUCAUGUCAAAGUGAGCUUGAAUCAGCAAAAGCAGAGAUUGAUAAGUGGAACUCAGCAUUUAAGAAAGAGUCCUUUGUACCUGCUAGAAAAUCUCCUGAACCUGAAUUUGUGAUUGACUACAUCCAAACUCUAAGAUCUUCCGAGAAGUCUUUGAAAGAGGAGGUUGGCAUUUGGCUAAUAAGUUCUGUGUUCUUUACUUCCUUUUUUAUUCAGUUGGAAAUUGCACAAAUGAAGAAAAAAGUCUUAAUAAGUUCAUUGUACAAUGUUCAUACAUAUUCAAUGAUGUUUGUAAUUUUUUUUACUAAAAGACCUCUAUAAGUCCUACCAAUAAUCAAAA